This is a messenger RNA of Planococcus citri (citrus mealybug), 1781 nucleotides long. Its product is annotated as retinol dehydrogenase 14. NCBI's taxonomy places the organism in Eukaryota, Metazoa, Arthropoda, Insecta, Hemiptera, Pseudococcidae. The transcript has 8 exons. The record is from RefSeq and is a predicted model, not a curated record. Bases 203 to 1210 code for a protein of 335 amino acids.
CAUUGUUGAAGAAUCCGAAGACUUCCAGAGUCAGUCUUACGGUCAUCGUUGGUCGGUUAAAGAUCAGUUACCUACCUUAUGUCAUCUGACGGUAAACUUUCCCCGUACGUCGAUGUAUUCUACCGGUAACGUUUAUCAAUAGUGAUUCCUUUUUUUUUCAAGUUGGAUCUGAAUCCGAAGAAAAAUAUUUAAAAAAGUCAGUAUGGAUUUGGAUAAAGAUCAAGGUAUGCCAUGUUGGAAAAUAUACGCAGCCACGAUAGCAUCAGCAUUAUUUGGGUUCGUACUGACGCUGAUUCUAAUAAGGAUAUAUAAUUAUUGCACACUCAAGUUAUGUUACAGUAGAACAAAUCUGAAAGGUAAAACGGUCAUCAUAACAGGUGCGAAUUCAGGUAUUGGCAAGGAGACCGCUCGAGAUAUGGCAGAACGCGAAGCUAGAGUAAUUAUGGCAUGCAGAAACACCGAAACUGCGGAGAAAGUAAAAGAAGAAAUAAUCGCACAAACGAAGAAUCCAAACAUCGUGGUUCGUAAAUUGGACUUGAGCAGUUUGAAAUCAGUACGAGAAUUUGCGAGUGAAAUUAAUAAAACUGAAUCAAGACUGGAUAUUUUGAUUCACAAUGCCGGAAUGGCCAAUACCUUUAAACGUCAAGUAACUGAAGAUGGACUCGAAGUGACCAUGGCAACUAAUCAAUAUGGUCCAUUUUUAUUGACGCAUCUCUUAAUAGAUUUAUUGAAAAAAUCCAAACCAAGUAGAAUAGUGGUAGUUUCCUCAUCGUUAUACAAACUGGGAAAAAUUAAUUUAAAUAAUCCAAAUCCCAUCGACGCGUUACCAGCUUACCUGUAUUAUGUAUCAAAAUACGCCAACAUUCUAUUCACCUUAGAACUCGCUAAACGAUUAGAAGGAACAGGAGUUACAGCUAAUUGUUUGCAUCCUGGAUUGAUUGAUUCUGGAAUAUGGAGAAAUGUACCGUUCCCAAUGAACUUACCCUUACAACUUAUCGUAAAAACUUGUUUCAAGACGCCUAAAGAAGGUGCACAAACAACUAUUUACUGCGCAGUAUCGCAAGCACUCGCUUGUGCAAAUGGAAAAUAUUAUUCAGAGUGUCACGAAGCCGAACUUUCUCCCGGAGUAAAAGAUGAACUGACUGCUAAAAAAUACUGGUCCAUUUGCGAAAACUUGGUGCAACUGAAAAAAGACGAUCCUCAUAUUUGAAUUUGCUGUGAAGAUUUUUUCAACAUUAUUAAGACAUUGUGACAAAUUAAGAGAGAUAGUGAUGUCGUAUCUCGUGUAAUUUCAUCCAUAACUACUUAAUGCAUUUUUUAAAUAGCGUUAAAAUUUAACGCGAGUAUUUUGUGUUUAAUGCAGGAUUAUAUAAGUAAAUAAUUUCAUUAGAUUUUUUAUAAGGAUAUUAUAAUUAAGUGAUCAGUGAUCAAAAUUAGGUAUACUUUUAAGUUGACAAAUUACUAUUUUUGUGAAAUUAAUUUCUUUUUAAGAAUUUGUAGGUAAAGUUCUCUCUUUUCAGUUUUAAUUCUUUCAUAGCGUAGAACGUACUUAGCUUUUAGUUAAUCCGAGAUAGAAAAAUCAGUUACCAUGAUUAUUUUUCAGUUUUCAACAAACAAGUAUCUACCUGUCUAAAAAAUUUUAAACAGGGGUUUAAAAAUAUUUUACAUUUUGACGAUAACUUACACUUAUCUAUAUUGACACUUCAAGUUCAAUUAUUCAGAUUGUGUUUUAUGCAAUAUCAAAUAAGGUUAAAUAUAUUUUUUCAAAUUUUGUUUUCAAA